Odontomachus brunneus is the source of this 1943-nucleotide messenger RNA. Its product is annotated as homeobox protein Hox-D1-like. NCBI's taxonomy places the organism in Eukaryota, Metazoa, Arthropoda, Insecta, Hymenoptera, Formicidae. The transcript is spliced from 2 exons. The record is from RefSeq and is a predicted model, not a curated record. Gene Ontology annotation, biological process: regulation of transcription by RNA polymerase II. Gene Ontology annotation, cellular component: nucleus. Gene Ontology annotation, molecular function: DNA-binding transcription factor activity, RNA polymerase II-specific; RNA polymerase II cis-regulatory region sequence-specific DNA binding. Bases 442 to 1410 code for a protein of 322 amino acids.
UGUAGUGAGAACGUGCGAGUUGAUACGUUUGACUUAAUGUUUCGUAUAACGUUGUACUGAGUUAUUGAGGCAGCCACAUGUAUACUAAUUGUGCAGCAGCGAAAUAUUAAAGUAGCAGUAUCGAAGAAGUUAAAUUAAAAGUGGCGCGCACACGGAUCAAAAUUGACUAACUCCGAGUGGGUCAGAAAAUGAGGAGAAACAAUUCCGGGGAAGGAUAUCAAAGAGGCUGAAGAUACCGAGAUAACGAAGUGUCCUCUCCAGAGAAAGAAGACAAAUUUCGUCGCGUUAAAUUCAAAGCGGGGAUCGAACAUAAGUGCAGUGCAACGAGGGAAUUUCAAUGAACUUCGGAUUACUUUGUGUCACGUGUAAAACCUGUGGCUGGGAUUUUGACGUAAUUUCGGCAGUUGCGUCGAUCUUCUAGAGCAUCCUUCAUCGCGAAGGAUGUCCCGAAGUUUCUUCGUGGACUCUUUGAUCGGCAAUAACUCGUCGCCUUCGUAUCCCCUGCCGUAUUAUGGGAACCAGCUGCCCAAUUACAUGUUCAAUUUUUUCAAUUUGGGUUUAAACUAUCAGCCGAUCAGGCCGAUACCCAGACCACCCACUGUGCCGGUGCAUAUCAGCCCGCCCGCUCUGAGCGUCUUGCCGAUAUCUGGACAGACUCCUCCAUCACCUCUGAACACCUCGACCAAUAAUGUAUCAGAGGUUUCAGCACCCAACGAGUCACCAUCUCGUAAUAGUACACCGACACCUCCGCCAAAGUCCCCGGUCUCCAUCAACAACAGUUCAAAGCGUAUUCGCACCGCGUUCACCAGCACACAACUAUUGCAAUUGGAACGUGAAUUCGCCUCGAAUAUGUACCUGUCGCGGCUGCGUCGCAUCGAGAUCGCGACCAAUCUCCAGUUGUCGGAGAAGCAAGUGAAGAUCUGGUUUCAAAAUCGCCGAGUGAAGUACAAGAAGGAAGAUCUUCCGUCCGGGCAAAGCCAAAAGUGUUGCUGCCUGAGGACCUGUAGCAAACGGAAGGACGACUGCGGCGACGGCUCGCCCGGUCGGAAGUGCGAACGGGAAAAAGAGGAAAAGGAGCCCUCAAAGAGCAGCGAGAGCAGCGACGGCAAAGCCAUUCGCGAAUCUACCGAAGUCGAACACCUCGAACGGUCAAUCGCGCACGAUGACGUCCGCUGUGAAAGGAUCACGAACUUCCGAAAGAUAAAUGACACGAAUCAGGUUGGCGAGUACGAGGCGCGAGAUUUCUCUCGAGGUUGUAAGAGGAGUAUGGAGGAGGGAGCUGAUGAAAGGGGUGAUAGAAAAAGGAUGGAUACGACGAUGACUUAUCAGAUUCCAAAACCGUGGACGAAUCCGAUAUUGAAAAAUAAAGAAUGCAUAAAGCAUACGGUGGAGCGAAUCGUUAACUCGUAAAUCCGGUAGAGCUGUCCAUAAGCUUAUUAUAUUAUACGAUAUUACAGUUCUUGCUGAUUACUAAAUAUAAUUUUAUACAAUUAUGUUUAAUUCAUUAAGCUAUUGAUUUCAAUUACAUUUCGAAACCAAUUAAAGCUAGCUUUUGCUCACCUCAUUUAAAUUCGUUAUAUGAAUGAUCGAAAUUAAUAAAUUAAUAAAUUAUAUAAAUAUUUGUACCGCCGUUGUAUGUUGUCAAAUAAUGUAAUGUAAUUAUUGAAUGUAUAACUCCUGUCAGAAAAUAUUCGCGACCUAAGAUGUAAGAUGUUGUAGCCUCAUACGAGAAUGUGUUAGCCUGUGUUGUAAAUAUUGUAAAUAUAUUUUUACACGAUCUAUGCGCGAAAAAGAAACAGAAUUUGUAUAUUUUUAAUAUAAACUGCGCCAAAUUAAAAUUCAUUUUCUACCUUAUUAAUGUGUCUUCAUUUAUACUUUGCACGUGGCUGCUUGAUAAUGAGUCAAUAUUUUUUGUACAAAAAGAAAGUGAAUUUUAAGAUAAU